AUGGCGCACUGCCCCCCUCUGCAAAACACAAGGGAUGUGCACUUCAGUCUGCGCACCCGUAUCAUUGUGCUUCGUGGUUUUGGGAAUGGCUUUAAGCAAGGCAUCUUCUCUGCAGCUGCCAUUUGGGUGGCGCCUGCAAUUGCUUACAGGCUUUGCAUUGCCCAGCAUCAAGUGCCGAUCUCGAGGUGGGGGGUGCGUUCCAGCACCGCACUUCUAUGCCGUGCGUUUCUUUGGUCUGCGCAAGCGCUGGGCACAAGGGGCGCGAUGCAUCCCGCUGUUGUCCACAGCCGUAGGGUGAGACACCUGCUGGUUGGCUAA
This is a messenger RNA of Trypanosoma grayi, 318 nucleotides long. RefSeq lists its product as hypothetical. The record is from RefSeq and is a predicted model, not a curated record. The coding region runs from base 1 to 318 and encodes 105 amino acids. Lineage: Eukaryota; Euglenozoa; Kinetoplastea; Trypanosomatida; Trypanosomatidae. The transcript has a single exon.